AUGGAUGAUCAGCCAAUGUUGAAUGCCACCAAAACAGCACAACAAAAGCCCAAAGACCGAAAUUUCAUCCACGCACACUCGGAUAGUUCUUCGGUGGAAUGCACUUCAUUACCGAACGAUCCGAAAUCUCCAGUGUAUCCGACAAAGAAGGUCUGUGUUGUCUGCAAGAAGGAGGGACAUAAAGUAACAGAGUGCUUCCUGUUCAAGGCGAUGAACAUCGAUGGUCGUCUCAAAGUUGUCAGUCAGCAUGCACUCUGUAGGACUUGCUUGAACCAACACGGCAAAUGGCCAUGUAAGACAUGGAAAGGAUGUGACAUAGAAGGCUGCCGUCUUCGUCAUCAUACGUUAUUACAUACUUGUGAACCAGCGGUACCGCUAGCAGUGUUCACUAGCCAUUCGAAACUACUGAGUGAGAGUGGCCCGAUUUUCCGGAUUUUGCCUGUAACACUGUACGCGAAGGAGAAACGAGUUCAAGUGUUCGCAUUUGUGGAUGAAGGAUCGCAAAUUUCUCUUCUGGACGUUGCAGUAGCCGAUGAGCUGGGAGUCACUGGCCCGUCAAGUACGUUGAAUCUCCAGUGGACCGGAAACGUAAAGCGGGAAGAGGUAAACUCCCGUGUCAUCGAAAUGAAUAUCUCCGGUGAGACGUCCACCAAGCGCUACAGGAUGAUGGAUGCACGAACAGUCGAAAGUCUCCAGUUGCCAACACAAUCACUAAGUUACCAGAACUUGGCGGAAAAGUAUCCGCACCUUCGAGGAUUGCCGAUUGCCGACUAUGAAAACGUCACACCGAAACUCCUUAUUGGUCUUGACAACCUGAAACUCACGAUUCCACUGAAAAUUCGGGAAGGACGUUGGGGGCAACCAAUGGCAGCCAAGUGCCGUUUAGGCUGGAGCAUCUACGGUUGCUCACGUUCAGUCACGGAAUCAUUCACCUGUGGGUUUCACGUUGGAGGAUGGACCAAUUCGGAGGGUGAGUUGAACCAACUGGUCCGAGAUUACAUAACGCUGGACAACUCUGGUGUUCAACCACCGCUCACUCCUCUAGAGUCGGAGGAGAAUAAACGGGCACAACAGCUGCUUCAAACUACCACACGUAGGGUUGGAAACCGAUUCGAGACCGGUUUGUUAUGGAAAUGGGACUAUAUCCAGCUACCGGACAGUUAUGGGAUGGCGUUACGUCGGCUACACUCCCUAGAGAAGCGUCUGGAGAAGGAACAACCGCUGUACAAUAGCGUCCGGCAGCAAAUGCGAGAGUAUCAGGAGAAAGGCUACGCACACCGUGCUACCGAAGAAGAACUAGCUAUCACAAGUUCAGAGAGGGCCUGGUACCUGCCACUGGGAGUAGUGUUAAACCCAAAGAAGCCGAACAAGGUUCGCAUUAUUUGGGACGCCGCCGCGAAGGUAAACGGAGUAUCGCUCAAUUCGGUUCUCCUUAAAGGACCCGAUUAUCUUGCUUCUCUGGUCGAAGUCUUCUAUCACUUCCGUCUUUAUGCCGUUGCCCUGACGGGAGACAUCAAGGAGAUGUUUCAUCGCCUGUUCAUCAGACAAGAAGAUCGACAAUAUCAACGUUUUUUGUGGCGGGAUCAUGUAUCGUCCAAAGUCGAAGUAUACGUCAUGGACGUUGCCAUAUUCGGUGCGACGUGCUCUCCAAGCUCCGCUCAACACGUUAAGAAUGUUAAUGCGAAGGAAUUUGAGCACGAAUCACCCAGGGCAGUGGCAGCAAUCAUCCGGUAUCACUAUGUCGACGACUAUCUUGACAGUUUCCCAACGGCGGCGGAGGCAAUGAAGGUCGGAAGCGAAGUUCGGAGGAUACACGCUGCCGGUGGGUUCGAGAUCAGGAAUUUUCUUUCCAAUGAUGCAACGGUCGCAGCAAAAGUGGGAGCAUCAUCUGCCGAAACAGAGAAAACAAUCAAGCCCGAGAAGGAAGACAACGUGGAGUCUGUUCUUGGUAUGAAAUGGAUCCGAACUGGAGAUGACCUCACUUACAACUUUGUAGUACGAGGUAAUCUUGGAUAUGCACUGGAUCAAUCCCACAGGCCGUCCAAACGAGAGGUGCUACGUGUUGUUAUGAGUUUGUUUGAUCCACUGGGCUUGAUCAGCUUCUUCAUCAUCCAUGGAAAGACACUCAUGCAAGAUAUUUGGGCAUCCGGAGUAGACUGGGAUGAGCCUAUCGAUGCCGAACUGUGCGAACAAUGGUGGCGUUGGACGGCGCUUCUUCCGGGACUAAACUCUAUUCGUAUUCCCCGCUGCUACUUCGUGGCCGCUGAUUACCAGUCGUACUCCGCACUUCAAAUUCACGUCUUUGUGGAUGCUAGCAAAUCAGCAUAUGCCUGCGUAGUCUACUUUCGAGUGGAGUCUAAGGAUGGACCUGCGGUAGCGCUAGUUGCUGGAAAAGCGAAGGUAGCUCCACUCAAAAUGAUGUCCAUUCCACGAUUGGAGCUUCAAGCUGCUGUGUUGGGAACGCGAUUACUCAACAGUGUUUCUGCAAUGCAUAGUCUUCCCGUUAGUCGCCGUGUUUUGUGGACAGAUUCGCAGACAGUGCUUGCUUGGUUACGGUCCGAUCAUCGAAGAUAUCAGCAGUUCGUCGGCUUUCGUGUGGCAGAGAUUCUAUCCACGACAAACGUGCAAGAAUGGAGGAAAAUCGAUACCGAGCUGAACGUCGCUGAUCUUGCAACGAAAUGGGGUAAAGGACCAAACUUCGAUAGUGAUAACCCGUGGUUCCGUGGGCCUCAAUUUCUGUUGGAACCAGAAAGUUUCUGGCCGAAGCAGCAGACAGUGCCGCCUACUACAAAUGAAGAAAUCCGUCGAGUUGGUGUGCAUGCCGAGCAACCCGUACCGCUGAUAGAAGUUAGAAGAUUUGGCAGCUGGGAAAAGUUACAUCGUACCACGGCAUAUAUUCAUCGUUUCAUCAAUAAUCUCACCCGGAAGAAACAAGGAGAACAUCUGGAACUGGGAGUGUUGAAGCAACAUGAAUUAGCGGAUGGAGAGAUCACGCUAUUCAAACUAGCGCAACGAGAAGUCUACGCCGAAGAAAUAAAACAGCUCAGCGGGAAGGAGAAAUCGUUGCAGUUUCGUGGUUCUGCGGUGUCCAGAUCCAGCAAGAUUUUCAAGUUGUGGCCCUUCCUAGAUCAGUCAGGGGUAUUACGAAUGCAGGGGAGGAUUGGUGCAGCACCACACGUUCCGUAUGCAGCGAAGUUCCCAACGAUUCUACCACCGAAGUCAUAUAUCACGAUUCUUCUCGUGGAUAGGUUCCACCGUCGUUUUCGUCAUGCGAAUAGGGAAACGGUCGUAAACGAAAUGAGACAGGCGUUUCAUAUCCCAAAGAUGCGAGCGUUGCUAGCGAAAGUUGUUCGUGACUGCAUCUUCUGCCGUAUAUAUAAAGCUGUUCCACGGCCGCCUCCAAUGGCGCCGCUGCCGAAAGCUCGACUAACGUCGUUUGUGCGGCCGUUCACAUUCGUCGGCCUGGACUAUUUUGGCCCUGUUUUAGUCAAGGUUGGGCGCAGCAAUGCCAAGCGAUGGAUUGCACUUUUCACGUGCUUGAGCAUUCGGGCAGUUCACAUGGAGGUCGUCCAUAGCAUGUUGACGGAGUCGUGCAUUCAAGCAAUACGUCGCUUCGUUUCCAGGCGAGGUUCACCAGCCGAAUUUUUUACUGAUAAUGGUACCAACUUCCACGGAGCCAACAAUCAGCUUAGAAAGGAGAUCGAGGAACGAAAUCAGAGAUUAGCAGCGGUAUUCACCAACUCCAAUACCCGUUGGUCAUUCAACCCCCCUGGAACACCCCACAUGGGUGGAGUCUGGGAAAGACUGGUUCGAUCUGUUAAGGAUGCUAUAAAACCGACGCUGGACGAGUCCCGGAAGCCAGACGACGAAACGUUAGAAACCGUGAUCAUCGAAGCGGAAGGUAUGAUCAACACACGUCCAUUGACGUACAUUCCGCUGCAGUCGGCAGAUCAGGAGGCGUUAACGCCAAACCAUUUUCUGCUGGGAAGUUCAUCAGGUGUCAAACAACUUCCAGUUCUUCCAACAGACUAUCGAACUACUUUGAGGAAUAGUUGGAAUUUGGCGAAGCACCUGGCUGAUGAGUUUUGGAGACGUUGGAUUACGGAAUACCUUCCGGUGAUUUCGAGACGCUGUAAGUGGUUCGAUAACGUGAGAGAUAUGAAGGAGGGAGAUUUGGUAUUGGUGGUAGAUUCUGCGAUACGAAGCCAAUGGACCAGAGGGAGAGUAGAACGAGUAUUGCUGGGAGCAGAUGGACGGGUUCGACAAGCCUGGAUCCGCACAAGCCGAGGAGUGGAUCGCCGGUCGGUGGCAAACCUAGCUUUGCUCGAUGUCGUAGAGAAUGGUGAACUCCACCAAGAAGAUGGUAGUGAUUCACGGGUGGGGGGGUGUUACGAUGAAACCCUCCCUGCGAUGGAGAUGGCCUAA
Molecule: messenger RNA, 4425 nt
Organism: Aedes albopictus (Asian tiger mosquito)
Lineage: Eukaryota; Metazoa; Arthropoda; Insecta; Diptera; Culicidae
Exons: 1
Coding region: 1-4425 (1474 amino acids)
Biological process (GO): DNA integration
Molecular function (GO): nucleic acid binding
Source: RefSeq, a predicted model, not a curated record